UUGGGUUUCCUUUUCAUAUCUCAAAUCAGUUUGCAAGGUGAGAUCAUCAUAAGCCGGCACUUCUCUUUCUUUGUGGUUUUUCCAAUAAAGUGCAACAGUCAUAAAUGGUGGAGAUUGCGCUCUUAAUUAUGGGUGAGGACAUCUAAUAAGAGACAGAGGAUACAUAAAGCUAUACACUAUCAACCCAUUUGGCAAAGAGAAGGAUUCAGUUGAGAAUCAAGGAUGGGGAAGGGGUUCAGUACCAGAGGGCCUCCCUUUUCCUUCAUUUUCUUUCUGUUUCUCACACUUUCAAGUGUUUUCCAAGAUGCCCAUUUGGGUGCGGUUGCAGCACAGGACCAACGCAUCAAGACCAUUGUGGUCUUGGUUAUGGAGAACAGGUCCUUCGAUCACAUGCUUGGAUGGAUGAAGAGAUCCAACUCAGCAAUCAAUGGAGUCACAGGCAAAGAAUGCAACCCAGUUUCUACCAAGAAUCCAUCCGAAGAAGCAAUCUGCUUCAAAGAUGAUGCAGAAUAUGUGGAUCCAGAUCCAGGUCACUCCUUUGUAGCAGUGAAACAGCAGGUGUUUGGCUCUGGCACCACUCCUUCAAUGAUUGGCUUUGUCGAACAAGCCCUCACCAUGUCCAAAGAACUCUCUGAGACAGUCAUGAAAGGCUUCAAGCCAGAAUCAGUCCCAGUUUACGCCAAGCUGGUGGAGGAAUUUGCAGUUUUUGACAGAUGGUUCUCUGCACUUCCUGGCCCAACACAACCCAACAGACUCUUUGUCUACUCUGGAACUUCCCAUGGUGCUGUAAGCCAUGUGAAGGAGAACUUGAUAAAAGGUUUCCCACAAAAAACCAUAUUUGAUUCACUCCAUGCGAAUGGUAAGGACUUUGGCAUAUACUUUCAAGAAGCCCCCACAAUAUUUUUUUAUAGGAAUAUGAGGCAGCUCAAGUAUUCCUCCAAGUUCCGCCUCUAUGAUUUGCACUUCAAGAAGGAUGCUGAAAAGGGCAAGUUGCCCAGCCUAACAGUGAUUGAGCCCAGGUACUUUGAUAUCAAGAUAUUGCCUGCAAACGAUGAUCACCCCUCUCAUGAUGUUGCCAAUGGGCAGAAGCUUGUGAAGCAGGUGUACGAGACCUUGAGGGCCAGUCCUCAGUGGAAUGAGACCCUUUUUAUCAUUACUUAUGAUGAGCAUGGUGGAUUCUAUGAUCAUGUUGAAACCCCUGUAGACAAUGUCCCUAGUCCUGAUGGCAACACUGGCCCUGCUCCUGAUUUCUUCAAGUUCGAUCGCCUCGGGGUUCGGGUUCCUACAAUCAUGGUCUCUCCUUGGAUCAAGAAAGGAACUAUUGUGACUCGCCCAAAUGGGCCUGCUGAGAACUCCGAAUUCGAGCACUCUUCCAUCCCUGCCACCAUCAAGAAAAUGUACAACCUGCCAUCGAACUUCUUGACUCACAGAGAUGCUUGGGCCGGCACAUUUGAGUCUGUCGUUGGGGAGUUAACUUCUCCCCGAACUGACUGCCCAGAGACCCUCCCAGAAGUGACUCCUCUGAGGAAAACAGAAGCAGAUGAAGACCGGCAACUGUCUGAGUUUCAAAAUGAAAUAGUCCAAUUAGCAGCCGUUCUUAAGGGCGAUCACCACUUGACCAGCUUCCCAGAUGAGCUGUUCAAGAACAUGACGGUGAAGGAAGGCCGUGAUUAUGUGAUAGGAGCCGUUGCAAGGUUCAAAACAGCGAGCAGACAAGCCUUCAUAAUGGGGGCGGACGAGUCGGCCAUUGUAGACAUGAGGUCCUCCCUCACAACUCAACCUUCAGUCCACUAUUAGUAUGCCACUGUAUAGACUCGUUCUUAUUGAAUCCAACACAGUUGUAAUAAAACAAGCUUUAGUGUAAAAUGCAUUGAAGUAUUUAUGUCCCAUUCUCA
This is a messenger RNA of Vitis riparia (riverbank grape), 1895 nucleotides long. Its product is annotated as non-specific phospholipase C6. Gene Ontology annotation, biological process: phospholipid catabolic process. The coding region runs from base 223 to 1797 and encodes 524 amino acids. The transcript has 3 exons. The record is from RefSeq and is a predicted model, not a curated record. Gene Ontology annotation, molecular function: hydrolase activity, acting on ester bonds. Lineage: Eukaryota; Viridiplantae; Streptophyta; Magnoliopsida; Vitales; Vitaceae.